Molecule: messenger RNA, 1529 nt
Organism: Hibiscus syriacus
Lineage: Eukaryota; Viridiplantae; Streptophyta; Magnoliopsida; Malvales; Malvaceae
Exons: 4
Coding region: 119-1501 (460 amino acids)
Source: RefSeq, a predicted model, not a curated record
CAUCUCUUUACUUCGCGCGCUCUAAUCUGAUCCGGUUCUCUCUCGACGCGCCACCGCUCCAUCACUAUCUCCGCCGCUCAGAUCCCGGCUGUUUCUUCUAUAAGUACAUAUAAGAGCCAUGCCAACAUUUACUACUGUAGCUGCUUUGGAUAGGUUGUUAGAAUCUAGAGAUUCUAAAUCUGUUGAUAGGUCUGGCUUUUAUUCAAAACCACCUCCCUCUCCUAACUCAAAGCUUCGGAGGAGGAACAGUAGUACAUCAGCAACAGAAUGGAAGGUUAACCGCCCCCAAAUUUCACCUGUUCUGUAUGCUACUCCUGAAACAACUCAACUACCUGAUUCACCAUCCCUUUUCACUCCUCCUUACAUCAUAAAUCAUAAGCGCCAUGGGCCUUCCCUUUCAAGGACCUCUUCUGACGUAAUAUCUCGGAGACGAACCCUUGAAGAAGAUGAGUUUACCAAAGCAAAGCUGGCAGAACCUAAAUCUGUUGAUUUUUCAAAGGAUAGUUCUGUUACUUUUAGCAUUCAUGAACCUAAUAAAGAGAAACAUCGAAAUGAUAUCGAUAAAGGCCCUGUCAAUGUGGAGCAGGCAAAUGUACAUGGUGGCUCCAUUCAAGAUGAACACAUGGAUGGUGCUCAUGAUGGUAAAUUUGGGAUCAGUAAUGGAGAAGUUGGAAGCUGCCUAAUGAGUGAUGCUUCGGCCGUGGAUGGUGCUCUGUCGAAGGUCGGAUCAGUGAACUCAGUCAGAUCGGGUGAUAAUGAAGAUUUCUUUGAUCCUAACGAAACAGCAAGCGCCACCAGUACUACUGAGGGGGAUCAUACUGUGGCAGAAGUUGCUGCAAAAUCUGCUAAGUCAGGGAUAGAUUUUUAUGAUGCAUGUGACGAAUUAUCCUCAGCGAGCGCACCGCAAUCUGCAGUUCGCGACAUCGAAGCUGAACUGCAUGAAAUAAAAUCAAGUUUACUUGUGGAGAUGGGGAAGAGGAAACAGGCAGAAGAAGCUUUGAACAAUAUACAAUGCAAGUGGAAAACAAUGAGGCAAGAGUUGGCUGUUGUGGGAUUGUCACUGCCCGCGGAUCUGUUCGAUGUGACAGAGGAUGAGCUGUUGAAACCAGUUGAAGAACUGAGGCAGCAAGAGAGUGUUACACGACUUGUAUCUUUAUCCGUGGGAAGAGGCAUUGCGAGUGCAGAGAUGGGGAUGGAGAUGGAAUCUCAAAUUCAAUCAAAGAACUUCGAAAUGGCGCGAUUGUUGGACCGGCUACAUUAUUACGAGGCUGUGAAUCGGGAAAUGUGUCGGAGGAACCAAGAAGUUAUAGAGAUGGCACGGCGUGAUAGACAAAGGAAGAAAAGAUGGCAGAGAUGGGUGUGGGGUUCCAUAGCCACUGCAAUUACCCUGGGCACGGUGACCUUGGCAUGGUCUUACCUCCCAACAGAAAAAGGAUUAUCGACAUCUUCUGCUGGCAUUCCUCGUGCUUCUGAUAAUGAUGAUACAGCAACCACUAAGUGAGAUAAAUCUAUUGUGAUAACUGAACCCA